AUGCCCAUCAAUCCAACUCCCCUAAUCCCGCUAGAAUCAGAACCGAUGGAUAUCGAUCUUUGCGAGACGUCUUCCCCUCCUUUGUCAGAUGGUUUCAACACCCCUCUAGGAAUUUUCAAUAGCAUCCCUGUUCAUCAAUCUACUAGUAACGUCUUACCAGCCUCUUCACCUCCGAAGGAUUUCAUCUUCGAAGAUGAGUUAGCAAUGAAUCUCGCGUAUCUCGCAUUGACUUGGAAACCUCUCAAUCCAGAUAAUACAGGGACAGGGACAGGGACCAUCGAUUCUCCCACAGCAAAAAUACCGUCUCAUCCCUUAUUUCCCUGUCCUAUCGACUUACACCUCACCCUUGGCGAAGAAAUCAACACUCAGGAACACGAAAAAUCGAAAGAAAAUCCCUCUAAACCCAAACGAUUCCAUCCAUAUCAGAAGAAACCUAAACCCAAACCACAAGAUAAAGAAGUUGGAUAUAUAAUACACACAACAAGAAAACCAGAAGAUAGAUCCAAGUACCUUGAUCCUUCUCUGGACACUACGACGUUCUGGCACUUUGUCCAGGAAAGGAAUGAUGCUAGGACGGAGGAACGAAGAGAAGCGUUGAGAAUUGCUAUUGCAAGGUCUGAAAGAGGCUCAGAACUUGGAUCGAGUUCAAUCUGGGAUAGGGACGAUAGGUCAGUUGGAUUUAGUGAGAUUGAUGAGGUUCAUACAAGGUAUGGCCUUGAAGACGAGCAUACCGAAGAUGAAGAUAAGGUGUUUAAGAAUGGAACGAAUCAAUUUAGUUUAUCACUUCAUUCGAGAAUGGAGAAAGAGGGGUCUUUAAGAGGAGUAGAAUUGAUUGAUACAACGCUUAAAAAGUGGAAGGUAUCGCAUAAUAAGAAUUUCUUGAAGAGGUUAGUAAGUAAUGUCGAACGAUGUAAUGGCAAAACAAAGAAGAAGUCCGAAGGCAGAUAA
This is a messenger RNA of Kwoniella botswanensis, 948 nucleotides long. RefSeq lists its product as uncharacterized. The transcript has a single exon. NCBI's taxonomy places the organism in Eukaryota, Fungi, Basidiomycota, Tremellomycetes, Tremellales, Cryptococcaceae. The record is from RefSeq and is a predicted model, not a curated record. Bases 1 to 948 code for a protein of 315 amino acids.